This is a messenger RNA of Medioppia subpectinata, 372 nucleotides long. The record is from the annotation of a GenBank genome assembly. NCBI's taxonomy places the organism in Eukaryota, Metazoa, Arthropoda, Arachnida, Sarcoptiformes, Oppiidae.
CUGGUCUGGAUUCACGGUGGUGAUUUUUACGCCGGCUCAGCCAACUCGGCCCAAACCACGGGUGAAGUAUUGGCCGCCAAAACCGAUGUAAUUGUCGUGACGUUUAACUACCGGUUCGGUUGGUUUGGCUUUUUGUACGCCGGAAGCGAUGAGGCGCCCGGAAAUAUGGCGCUCUGGGAUCAGGCGCUGGCAUUGAAAUGGGUUAACGAAAAUAUUUAUCAUUUUGGUGGCGAUCCCAAUAGAGUCACAAUAAUUGGUGCCAACUCUGGGAGCAUAUCAGUGGCCGCACACAUACUGUCGCCCAUAACCCGAAACCUGUACCAAAACGCCAUAAUGGCGUCGGGAGGGCCCCUAUCGGACGCAUUCAUGCAU